This is a messenger RNA of Echinostoma caproni, 258 nucleotides long. The record is from the annotation of a GenBank genome assembly. NCBI's taxonomy places the organism in Eukaryota, Metazoa, Platyhelminthes, Trematoda, Plagiorchiida, Echinostomatidae.
AUGGUGUGUGAACCCGCUAUUAUUGAGGUUCAACUCUCAUGGGUCCCAGUUGACGCGAAGGGCACUCUUCCACCGAAUGCAAUCGAGGCUAAACCCGGAGUCUACAUAAUCCGAGCCUUUCACGAAUCCGAUUUAAUCCCAGGCAAAUGGAGUGGGACAACGCCGCAUGCAUUUGUGUCCUAUGGAUGUGGUGAAAUCCAAGUUUCCAAAUUUGAAGUGUUAUGCAACACGUCCGUAUUCCAGAAUCGUCCACCGUGA